UUUGAAGAUGGUUCUUUCCUGUCUAACACAACUCCUGUAGUAGAUGGCUUCGCCGGACAAGGCAGGCCGUUGAACUCGGAUGAUGUGCUUAACUCUGAUCUCCAAGCAAGACAUGUGAGCCCUAGAAGUGAGGAGGAUAAUUACAACUACAACGCGUAUGGUGUCGCUUCAACUUCGGGCUCUAGGAGUUUCCAGAAUGGAGUAGUGUAUGAUCAGGUCUACACAGAACCUGAAACCCACCACUACGAACUCCCAGACAUCCAACUAGCUCGCGUAGCUGAAGCUUUCAACUCCGUCGAAAUAUAUGAAGAAAAAGAUAAGCCUGCUUCCAACUCUGUUGAAAUAUAUGAAGAGAAAGUCCCCAAACCUUUCUAUUCUGUUGAAACAUAUGAAGAGAAACAUUCUGGGAAUACUUUUAAUUCAGUUGAGAUAUAUGAGAAGUCAGUGUCCGACAAGGCUAGCAUGGACAGUAUGUCCAUGUCGGAGGCGAGACCGAUGGGGAGAAGACAGGCGUCGUUGGAUGAUAUACUUGUACUAGGACGCCCACCUAAGAAUGAUGAUGAUCAUUUUGUGCAUCCUGCGACUGUGAAAAGCAAGGUCCGCAAAAUAAAACCCCUGAACCUACUCUCAAAAACGAAGCACAUCCUCACCGGGCGCGAGCGAGACAAGAAACUGGACAGAGAAAGAGCACGCGCGCUCAGCGCGAGUGCGGGCGACGUUGCCGCUCCGGGCGCCGCGCCUGAGCUGCCGGGCGCCGCCAGCGAGCCCGACUUGAGACAGAGCGAGCAGACGUCACCGUUCCGGCGCUGGACGACGGGCAGCGGCGCCGGCAGCUCCUACCGCCACCAUCACGACCCGCGCGCCAUGUAUAAUAAGCAAAUAAGCGAAGGCGCCGCGCCAGCGGUGCCCGGUGCGGGCGGCGUGGCGCGCUGGUCUUUAGGUCUUGAACAGUUGCUGGCCGACCCAGCGGGUGCUGCGGCAUUCGCGCACUUCCUCUCCAAGGAGUUUGCAGCUGAGAACAUCAGAUUCUGGUGGUCCUGCGAGCAGUACGCCGCGGCCCCUGAGUCCGGGCGCGCGGCGCUCGCCCAAGAGAUCUGGUCGCGACAUCUCGCGGAAAAGGCCCCUGAACCCGUCAACGUGGACGCCGCCGCGAGGAGAGCUACUGAAUUAAGGAUGCAUCAGACACCGGCACCUCAGGACUUGUUCCAACAGGCCCAAAAGCAGAUCUUCAACGUGAUGAAGUUCGACUCUUAUCCUCGCUUUUUACGCUCCGGGGUUCACGCUGAAUGCGCAAGAGCAGAUCUGCGUGGUUUGCCAGCUCCGUACGCGCCGAGAGCGACGCAGCCGGACCCCCCAACGCCUACAAAACUGAAGAAGUCGGCCUCCAACGCGUCGGAGCGGCGCCGCAGCGGCGGCUCGCUGCUGCCGUGGCGCCUGCGCGCCGCCUCCCGCGACCGCGCCCCGGACCAAGCGCCUAUCACUGAUCUCGUAAAAUCCAACAUGUCCGGCCAAUGCUCGCUGUGUCGGGUGGUGCUGCCCGACGGCGCGUCGUCGGUGGUCGGCGUCGACGCCGCGCUCACGGUGCGGCGGCUGGUCGAGAGGCUGCUGCAGCGGCUCAACCUGCCAUGCCCCAACUAUGACGUCAUCGUGAGGGACGAUCAGGGUGAAUGCUCAACCAUCGACCCCUCCCAGCCGUCCACGGUCCUGAGCGGGCGCGAGGCGGUCGUCGAGCGGCGCUGCGUGGUGCGCGUGGAGGUCGCGGGGAAGGUGGUCGCCGUGCGCUGUCGGCCUCAGCGCCGCGCCGCGCACGUGCUGAGGCCGGUGUUGAGGAGGUACCUGCCGAGGGCCUCGCGGUACAGACUGUUGAGGGACGCUGCGCCGUUACCAUUGGAUACACCUGUUCAGGAGUUAGAUGGCGCGCGACUCCUCAUACUAGAAAUACCGGGGGGUGAAGAAGUAACCGAGGUGGAGUGCGAGUUGAGUGCCGACGACGAGUUGGACUCGCUCAGCGAGAUGGCGCUGCGGCUGCACGAUGAUAACGCCGAUGCUCAGGUAACAUACUAGAAAUACCGGGGGGUGAAGAAGUAACCGAGGUGGAGUGCGAGUUGAGUGCCGAUGACGAGUUGGACUCGCUCAGCGAGAUGGCGCUGCGGCUGCACGAUGAUAACGCCGAUGCUCAGAGCGGCGCUUGCAGCACGAGCCGCGGCGACGCGAGCGGCCUAGUGCGCGCCGCGCUGCGCCCCGGCCCGCCGCUGCACCACCACCCGCCCGAUUUCCUAAAUAAUCUGCAAGCGGCACAACGGCUGCGGCUGCACAGCGGUAACGGUGCGGGUGCUGGUGCAGGAGCGGUUCGCGAACCGCCUCCGCUGCCGCCCAAGCCUUCUGCACGCCCCGCCGCACCCACACUCGUGUGAACACGCCGCUAUCUAAUGGUGGAGCCGAGCAACACCAGGAACGACGAAAAUGUUCAAUCCAAAAUUAAAUUGAGUCAGAAGAUAUGACGUCAAACCGCAGUUGCGGGUCGCCUUAGUGGAGACAAACUAUUGAAGAUUUAUUGUAAUCAAAAUAAAGUGUAUAAGUGACUCUUCAAUAAGAUAUGACGUCAAACCGCAAGAAGGAUACGGUUUGACGGUGUAAAUGACUCUUCAUUUAGAAGAUAUGACAUCAAUCCGCAAGGUUUGCGGGUCGCCUCAGUGCACACGUACUGUUGAAGAUUACUUGUAACUAAAAAGUAUAUAGUUACUCUUCAAUUAGAAAAUGUGACAUCAAAUCGCAAAAGGUCACCCUCAUUGUUAAGAUUUGAAAAUAAAUUAUAGUAAAAAUCUUAGUGUGACUCAAUUUGAAAAUAUGAUGCCAUCAACCGCAAAGUUUGCUGCAGAGACUGUUAAGGAUUAAAAAUAUCUUAAAGUGUAUAUUCUAGGGAACAAACGAGUGAGUUUAAAAUUAAAAAUGUAAAAUUACGCUUAAAUUGACUUAGAUAUAGCAAUAACUUGAAAAGUAAUAAAACGGGAACAAUACAACAUGUUCUUUUAUAGUCAUCGAUUGUUUUUCAAAUUAUCACCACUACUUAGACAUCAGGUAUAAUAACAUGAUCACAAUUCUGCACCAAGUAUAUUUUGACACUUGUGUUUUUAGUAACUAGAAAAACACCGAUUACUAUUAAGAAUGUGUGAGUAUUCGUUAUUAUUAUCCAUUAUAAAUAUUAUAAAAUCCAUACAAAGUCGUAUAAAAUAUUGAUAUUAAUUAACCUACCUAAAUAAUAUAUUGUACAACUAAAAUAUUCCUAAUAAGCACGAGUGUACAAAUGCAUGCCAUGAGAUCAUUCCACUAGAAUGAUUGUUAUCAUCUGUAUGUAUAAAUCUCUCGUUAUUUUAUCGAUGUCCAGAGUUCAGAAUGGGAUCAUAUUGUACAAAAAAGUAUUAUAGUUGUAAAUAGUUACUAAUAUUUGGUGCCUUCCAUAGACAUAAGACUGCACUAACAUUACUUUUAUCGAAUUGUGGAGCGGACCCUAAUAUUAUAGAACCUAAUUUUAAGAUCUGGUAACAAAUUGUAAGUUUUUUAUACAUUUCUCCUUCUGUCCCAAGAUAUUAUAAAACUCUUUUCUUAAAAAAUCAGGUCAUGGAUAUAGUCAGACCGUAAAAAGUCUGCAGCGAUUUUGAUAGCCCACGCAGUGCAAGUGUCAUUUUAAACGUCAAACUUCUAUGAAAUUAUGACGUACACAUAACACUUACACUGUGUGGGCUAUCAAAUCCGCUGCAGACUUUGUUAGGUGCGACUAUAAAUAUCUUGUUGUUAUAAACAUAAAUAACUUAGAAGUCUUAUUUUAUUCUGGCAACCACUUAUGUGGUAAAAAAAGGUUGUAUUUGACUUACAUUCAUGACAUACACAAAAUUAUACAUACAUUAACAGCACCCCUAUGUGUAGCUUUAGCAUUUGAUUUGUCGAAUUUUGUGUUAAAUUAGUCAAUAGUAAUUUAUUAUUAAAAAUAUUGUAAAGCAAAUGAUUUAUGCUCGGAGAGUAUAUGAAAUAAAAUAGUGUUAUUAA
This is a messenger RNA of Cydia fagiglandana, 4044 nucleotides long. Its product is annotated as regulator of G-protein signaling loco. The transcript has 14 exons. Gene Ontology annotation, cellular component: cytoplasm; nucleus; plasma membrane. Gene Ontology annotation, biological process: regulation of G protein-coupled receptor signaling pathway; signal transduction. NCBI's taxonomy places the organism in Eukaryota, Metazoa, Arthropoda, Insecta, Lepidoptera, Tortricidae. The record is from RefSeq and is a predicted model, not a curated record. Gene Ontology annotation, molecular function: GTPase activator activity. The coding region runs from base 463 to 2064 and encodes 533 amino acids.